Theobroma cacao (cacao) is the source of this 2242-nucleotide messenger RNA. NCBI's taxonomy places the organism in Eukaryota, Viridiplantae, Streptophyta, Magnoliopsida, Malvales, Malvaceae. The record is from RefSeq and is a predicted model, not a curated record.
AGAGGUAACAGCAGAUAAAGGAAACAUGGCCAAGCAUGUUUUUGUCCUAACUCCAGUCUCCACGUGCUAGUCAUUGUCUAGUGAGAAACGGAAACAUUCUUUUUCCAUUUUCUUUCGGAGCACGGAACCAUCUUUAUCCUUAUUAAUCUUUGGUUUAGUGUAUAGUGUACUCAGACACCUUUUUGAUUUCAUGGCACACCAGUUGUCGUCUUCUUUCCUUUUUUCUUUCUUGUAGAGAAAAAACCUGCAAGUUUACAACUUUAUGAUGCCUGGACUGGAAGGGUGGAACUCCUCAUUCUACAACAGUGAGGUUGUGGAUUUGUGGUGUGAGCCAUCGAAGCAUUGAUGCAGAAAGCAUAAAAGCUGAAGAAAGAUUGAAAAGCCAAGAUGAACUCGUUGUGGGCGUUUUUAGCUUCCCUUGCCCUGAUUCGCAGCAUUCUCUACAACUACCUGCCAGAAAAACUGCGCUUAUACAUCUCUUCACGCUUUGAGGAGUGGACUAGCCGUUUCACUACAGAUGUGACCAUGGUGUUCCGCGAUAAUCAAAGCUCAAACAUGAACCAACUUUUUCAGGCUGCAAAUCUUUACCUUGGAGAAAUACUUCCCACCAUUUCAAUCCCUCGGGUAAUGGUAGAAAAGACUGAGAACGUCAGGAAUCUUAGCUUUACCAUGGAGAAGAACUCUGAAAUGGUUGAUGUCUUUGAAAAUGUACCAAUGAAGUGGAAGUACUUCUCUGAAUAUAGCCAAGGAAUGUCCAAGCACGAGAUCAGAUGGUACGAGCUGUCAUUUCACAAAGAGCACAAGGAUAUGGUUACCAGGUCUUAUUUGCCACACAUCCUGGAAAGAGCCAACAAGAUCAAAGAGAGAAACCGGGUGGUGAAGCUCCACACGGCUGCUCAUGAUUUUUGGACUCCAAAACCUGUAAUAAUUCAGCAUCCCAUGACGUUUGAGACCUUAGCUAUGAAUGGUGAUCUCAAGAAGAUAAUUGUGGAGGAUCUUGACAGGUUCAUGGACAGUAAGGAAUACUACCAACAGAUUGGCAAAGUGUGGAAAAGAGGGUACUUGCUUCAUGGGCCUCCAGGCACUGGAAAGUCUAGCUUGAUUGCUGCUAUGGCUAAUCAUCUAAACUUUGAUAUCUAUAAUUUGAAUCUCUCAGCUGUAUCCUCAGACUUGGUUUUACAGAAUUUGUUGCUUAGCAUGGCCAAUCGUUCCCUCCUUGCGAUAGAAGAUAUAGACUGCUCCGUUAAGCUGCAGAAUCGAGAAUCCAAGAUAGAGCAACCUAUAAAAUAUCAGCAGCAUAACAAGGUGACACUUUCUGGACUCCUGAACUUCUUUGAUGGUAUUUUCUCCUGCUGUGGGGAGGGAAAGAUUUUGGUUGCUACUACAAAUUACAAGGAGCGGAUUGACCCUGCAUUACUUCGAGCUGGUCGCAUGGACAUGCACAUCUACCUGACCUACUGUACUUUCUCUGCCUUCAAGCAACUGGCUUUGAAGUACUUAAAGAUUUCUGAUCACAGUCUCUUUCAUCACAUUGAAAAGCUUCUACCAGAGGUUAAGGUUUCCCCUGCAGCGGUAGCUGGUGAACUGAUGAAAACUAGGGAUCCUAAGGCUUCUCUCGAGGGCCUGAUCAAGCAUCUUGAGAAUAAGUUGCUUGCAGAUGGCAAUUCUGAAGUUAGUCCUGGGCAUCCUUCAUCUCAUCCAUCAAAUUGCCUGGUCGAGGAAUCUUCAAUUUCACUUCCUUUGGCAUCCAAUGAAACUAAUAUGGACAAUGCAAAAUCUCCAGGUCCCAACCCAGAUGUUUCAGCCGAUGAACAGAAGGCCACAAAAGAGUCAAAUUUAACUGAGAAUGGACCUCCAGAAGAGGAUAGCAACAACUCUGACAAGAAGGAUUUGCUCCAGGGCCAAUCUUCCGGAAACAAUAUCCUAGAAAUCAUUGAAGACAUGGAGAAGGAGCUGUUGAGCAACAAAGAAGCAAUAAUAGCACUACUAAAUAAAUCCACUCUGACUCUGAAUAGACUGUCCAAGAUUAAGUCCAACAUAUAAGAAACUGACUAAAUCUCUCACAGAUGCUGAGGCCAACUUGGAGAUCUUUUUGCUCAAAAUAUUAAAUGGGUUGUGUUGACAAAAUUCUCGUAUUCACAUAUUGAAGAUGUUUAAUGGUAAUUAAAAUAUAAUAGUUGAAAAGGGAUCUUGUAAUGACACUUUGCUGAUUCACUAAUCCACUUCCUUGUUACAUGGAGCA